AUGAAUCCCUCAAUAUCGUUCAAAGCCCUAAAGUGGGAAGAUAUCUAUCCCUCCUGCCUUUGGCAUAUUUGGCUUAACCGCAAUAACAACAACAUUAACAAUAUUUCCAAUGGAGUCUCAAUCAUCACGACUCUUAACAAAGCCGCUGAAUUCAAGUACCUCACUGGUUACAAUCAUCCACCCUUAAAUAUCAUUACUAUCCCUAUUAGAUGGCAAAAUCCCUCUAGGGAUUCUUUUAAGCUUAACUGCGACAGUGCUUAUACCAAUAAUACCAACACUGGAGGUUUGGGAGGAGUCAUACGAAACAACAAUGGCAAAUGGAUAGUGGGGUACCAAAAACUGACUAAUGUCAUUAGCAACACACAUGCUGAACUCCUUGCACUAGAAACAGGUCUAAGAGUUGCAGUCCAAUUCAAGCUUCAUCCAAUCGAAAUAGAAACGGAUUCCACAAAGGUAAUAUCUCUUUUUGACAAAGAUCACCAAAUUUAUGAUCAUCUUAUCUCCUCAUGCAGGUGGUUAAUGACACAAUUGGGGACACCAUUGCUCAGAUAUAGCUUCCGAGAAGCAAAUUCAGUAGCUCAUCUUUUGGCUAAGGAUAGUAAGAAAUUAAAGUCCAUAAAUAAAACAAUCAUCCAUCAUACACCUACCCAGCCGGUGGAAGUAGCUUUGAAGGAUGAUGCUGUUGGAAGACAGUACUUUAGGUUAAUAUCGGAAGAAGUUUGUAAUAGAUUGGCUAGUAUGGGGAACAUUAAUGCUGUUCAAAACUCUAGUACUUUUGUAAAAUCUCUCAGUUUCGAUCCCAAUGGGAUAGCUGGGAGAGUCCUAUGCAGGUCCAUUGCGGCUUGUGAGGUGCUAGACAAUGCUGGUUACAACAACAUUUCUGGGUUCAAGGUGGUUUAG
Messenger RNA from Nicotiana tabacum (common tobacco), 900 nucleotides. RefSeq lists its product as uncharacterized. NCBI's taxonomy places the organism in Eukaryota, Viridiplantae, Streptophyta, Magnoliopsida, Solanales, Solanaceae. The record is from RefSeq and is a predicted model, not a curated record. Gene Ontology annotation, molecular function: nucleic acid binding; RNA-DNA hybrid ribonuclease activity.